AUGUAUCUCACAAAAGCACUCACCCUCGCCCUCCUCAACACCCUAGUCUCCGCUCAGACAGUAAUAACAAUCACUGAAGCGCCCCCGGGUCCAACGGCAGAGCCACAGUGGACAUCAGACAACACCUUCACUUCGGCCGUCCUCAAUAACACAAACUUCUAUCGCGGCGAGCACAAUGCAUCAUCCGUGACUUGGAACGAAACGCUUGCCGACUUCGCGACAGACUACCUCGACGACAUGUCGGGCGACAGCUGCGACUUUGAGCACUCGGGCGGUCCAUAUGGCGAGAACCUGGCCAAGGGAUACCCCAACACGACCGCGAGCGUCGAAGCGUGGGGCGAGGAGCGCGAUGACUACAACUUCAAAAAGGGCGAAUUCGACGAGGACACUGGACACUUCACGCAACUGGUGUGGAAAGACACGACGGAUGUCGGGUGCGGUCGCAAGCUGUGCGGUGACGGGCAGUGGUACCUCGUCUGCGAGUACUGGCCGAGGGGCAACGUCGUGGGCCAGUUUACAGAGGAAGUGCAAAGUCAAGAGUCGCUGGGUGUGCUGCGUAUGAGCCCCAGUAUCGUUCCGUGCCUGUUGGCUGUUGCUGGGAGUGUGACUGCAUGGAUCUUGUCUUGA
Messenger RNA from Colletotrichum phormii, 627 nucleotides. Its product is annotated as CAP domain-containing protein. Bases 1 to 627 code for a protein of 208 amino acids. The transcript has a single exon. Gene Ontology annotation, cellular component: extracellular region. The record is from RefSeq and is a predicted model, not a curated record. NCBI's taxonomy places the organism in Eukaryota, Fungi, Ascomycota, Sordariomycetes, Glomerellales, Glomerellaceae.